AUACAAAACUCCCGCCUCUCACCAAAUUCAGAAACCGUGUUCAUAAGCAGCUUAUGGCUACUUAAAGUCCUGUCAGUUUAUACAACGGAAACUAUUGUGCUUUUUGCAAUGUCUUUUUAGGUCAAAUUGAAAGUGAAAUAAACACUGUCAUUGAAAUUUGUAGAAUCAAUCAUUUUAUUUGCCUCCUAAACUCAUAACGAUUCCAGGUUGCCUGGCAACCGCUAGCAGGACGACAUAGACUAGCACUUUGACAACAGACAUAGAACAGAAUCGCAAGUUUGUCAUGCAGAGAGGAAUGUGUCCUCUUUGCAAGAUUCUUUACAGAUACCUACCUCUGUGCACGUUAAAGUCGAAUGAACUAAGCUCAAGCUGAUAAAAAAUAAUUAGAUUAAUAAUCCUUUACAACAACAUCACCUUCCUGCUACGAUGGAGCUGAAUCAGUCAGCAGAUGAAGAAGAGAAUAUACAUUCCCACUCUGAAGCAAACUCAUUUGAUACAAUCAUUGGAGAAAUUGAAGAUAUUAUCAUGGACGCCAGUUUUCGCACGCUGGAGCGCGAGUUUGUGGAGCGGCACUGCGCGCUGUUCGACCCGGCCUCGGAGGAGAACCGUCUGGAGUGGAUGGGCGUGUUCCGCGAGUACGGCCGUCUGCUGGAGGGUCACCUGGACUCGCAGCUGCGGCAGCGGCUGCCCAGCUUCAGCAUGGACCAGUUCCUGACGCAGCUGGCAGAACGACGAGAGGAGCUUGAUGGCGACAUAUUCGACCUGCUGCUGUCCUUCUCCGACUUCAGCAGCUUCAAGGAGAUGAUGCUCGACUACCGGCGCUUCAAGGACGGCAAUGUGCCCUGCCUGGAUGGCAUCAUCACCUCAGUCCAGCUGCCCGGCUGACCGGAUCAGAGGUGACCUGAGGUCACAGCCGCUGAGGACGGCCCCCUCUGCAGUUGAGGUCAGCACAGCCGCCGAACAGGGCGCUAUUCUGGCAACUGGGACUGUCAAACCCCGUAGUUUCUUAGAUAUAUUUGGCUUUCCUUCAGAGAAUGUGUCUGUAGAUAGCUGCUUCAUGUGACAUUUGCAAAGACGCUUCUUCUCUUUUCACAUUUCAUUCCCCUGUAAUGCAGUGACGUGACUCAAGCUGUUGUCAUUUCGCAUUGUGUUUGGUGUUUCAUUGUUUUCGUCCAUUCAGCCAAUGAACAUUGUCCCUCGUUAGUUUAUUAGCCUACAUUGGAAAUUAGUAUUGCCAUUAUCGCACCAUCCAUUCGGUAGUGCAAUUUCAAGGCGAUGAAUUUCUCAGGCAUACGGGGCCAUUCAGGCGCGUCACCCCUCGCUUCUCGGUGAGAAUUGCGUUAGCACAAUUACUGAUUCGGUUCUCGAACGCUCGUUUUUCGAGCGUUCGAGAACCGACUCUAGACGGUUCUCGAACCGUCGAGAACCGUCUAGUUCUAGUCGAGUUCGUAUGGACGCUUUGUGUCCCCGGUGGGCCGAUUAGCUCGUAAGGCCUGCGAUGGCAACCAGGAUAUGCGUAUUGAUUCUGUGAUACACAGUGCAUUAUUGAGUUCCCAUGGAUCGCAUUAGUUUCUGUGAUGAGGAUUGCAAAGGUGUUCAAUAAAGGUUUUAUUUGUUCGACAACCGAAA
Molecule: messenger RNA, 1629 nt
Organism: Amphibalanus amphitrite
Lineage: Eukaryota; Metazoa; Arthropoda; Thecostraca; Balanomorpha; Balanidae
Product: ADP-ribosylation factor-like protein 2-binding protein
Exons: 4
Coding region: 427-885 (152 amino acids)
Biological process (GO): positive regulation of tyrosine phosphorylation of STAT protein; maintenance of protein location in nucleus
Cellular component (GO): mitochondrial intermembrane space
Source: RefSeq, a predicted model, not a curated record